AUGCCGCCUGAUCCGGCCGCCAUGUCCAAGGGCACGUGCCGCGUCGUUUCCGCAGGGGUGGAUCUGCGAUCCGUCAAGCUGUGCACUGUCAACGACACCUCCUCCUCGUCAUCGUUGCCAACCUGGUUACCAUCUUCGCCACACACGUUGCAAGCCCCAUCGCAAGCCUCACCACACCCCGCCUCUCGUCCGUUCGCCUCCUCCUCCCCUUACGCCACGCCUUCCCCUCCUCCUUCCUCCUCCCCCAACCACGACUCGUCCGCCCACUCCUCCCCACCCGCCUGUCACGCCGCCUCCCCUUUUUCCUGCCCCUCAGCCUCCGCCUCCGCUUCCCACCCCGCCUCCCCUUCCCCCUCCGCCUCCGCCUCCCCUCCCGCCAACCCCCCCUCCGCCCUCGCGUCCCUCUCCGCGUCGCUCCUCGCGCUCCUCCCGCAACCGCUGCUCUCCGCGCUGCCGCUCUCCCCCUCCGCCACGCGCUGCCACUUCACCUACUACUGGGCGGCUCUCAUCCAGCUCGACCUCAACGUCUCCUUCCACUCGCCGUCCAACACGUGGCGCUCGCUGCGUCAGCACAGGCGCCAGAAAAUGGCAUCGCUGCACAAGUGCCUGUACGACCCGCGCCAACCGCACAGGGUGCACCUCCUUCCUGUUCCCACCCCCCGUCGUCCUUCCUUCCCCCUCCAGGUGGCCUCACUGCACAAGGGCCUGUACGACCCGCGUCACCCCCACAGGGCGCACCUGCUUCUUCCCCUUACCCUCCACCCCCCUCUUGCGCUUCUUCCCUCCCCUACCUCCAUUCCUCCAGGUGGCAUCGCUGCACAAAUGCCUGGCAUUUUCAUGCACCUCGCUGCUACAGCCAUCACCAAGUGGUUCUUAUCAGACGAGUCCAUAUUCCAGCCGUCCUCCUCGGUGGGCAAGCUCUAUCUGGGUCUCAGCCUGGGCGUGCUGCUGGGAGUGCUGUGCUGCGUGGGCACGCAUGUCUUUGGUCGCAUCGUCGUGGCUCUCGACUGCUUCCAACCCCCAGCUUCCUCCCUUUUCGUCUCUGCGAUUGAGGUGAGCCGUGGGCUGCGCAUCACUCUAGUCGGGAGAUAUCACUCAGCAAUAAGCGAGGAGGGCUCUCUCUCUGAUGACCUGGAGGAUCUCGAUCUUUCUGAGAGCAUUCUCAGCUGCUUCUGCCCCUCGCUGGUUGACAGCCCUUUUCUGGCAAAGAAGCUCCCUGAGAAUUCACCUGAGAGGUCACCUGAUCGCUACCGCAAGGGGGAUUUGUGCCGAUUGAGUGGUCUGGGCCGACCUGUAGCUGCGGGGGCGGAGGAUGUUGAGCCGCUUUCCCUGCACCAGCAGGAGGAACAAUCCCAGGCAGAGGCAGAGGCAGAGGCAGAGGCAGAGGCAGAGGCAGAGGCAGAGGCAGAGGCAGGGGCACUGGCUACACAGGCAGAGGCAGAGGUAGAUGCAGAGGCAGAGGAGGAAGCAGGGGGACAGGAACGAUCGCGGAAUACACAGGGUCUGCCGGUCAAUGCCUCACAAGCGCAGCCGUUCCUGCGCUCAGAAGAAGAGAGCGGUGGGCUGGUUGUGCCUCAAGAACAGACCUUGCCUCAAGAGCAGUCCGUGGGUUAUCAGCAAGGAAGCUGUUUGAGUCUAGCUGUGUGCUGUGAGGUAUCGGGUGUGGAGGGCGAUGGAGGUGGUGCUGUCACAGCAGCAGCAAGUUCGGCGGCAGGUUUGGCAGCAGGUCCGGGAGUAGGUCCAGGUUUGGCAACAGCUCUGGCACCAGGGCUGGCUGCAGCUCCAGCGGUGGCUCCUCCAGCCACCAUGCAAAUCUUCGUGAAGACUCUCACCGGCAAGACCAUUACCCUUGAGGUCGAGAGCAGCGAUACCAUCGACAAUGUUAAGGCCAAGAUCCAGGACAAGGAGGGGAUUCCUCCUGACCAGCAGCGUCUGAUUUUCGCUGGCAAGCAACUGGAGGAUGGCCGUACUCUUGCGGACUACAAUAUCCAGAAGGAGUCUACGCUUCAUCUGGUGCUUCGGCUUCGCGGUGGCAUGCAAAUCUUCGUGAAGACUCUUACCGGCAAGACCAUCACCUUGGAGGUUGAGAGCAGCGACACGAUUGACAACGUUAAGGCGAAGAUUCAGGAUAAGGAAGGCAUCCCCCCCGACCAGCAGCGCCUGAUUUUUGCCGGCAAGCAGCUCGAGGACGGACGUACUUUGGCCGACUACAACAUUCAGAAGGAGUCGACCCUGCAUCUGGUGCUUCGCCUCCGCGGUGGCAUGCAGAUCUUCGUGAAGACUCUUACCGGGAAGACGAUUACUCUGGAGGUUGAGAGCAGCGACACCAUCGACAACGUGAAGGCGAAGAUCCAGGAUAAGGAAGGCAUCCCCCCCGACCAGCAGCGCCUGAUUUUCGCCGGCAAGCAGCUCGAGGACGGUCGCACGUUGGCUGACUACAAUAUCCAGAAGGAGUCGACUCUUCAUCUGGUGCUCCGUCUUCGCGGAGGCAUGCAGAUUUUCGUCAAGACCUUGACGGGAAAGACCAUCACUCUGGAGGUUGAGAGCAGCGACACCAUUGACAACGUGAAGGCGAAGAUUCAGGAUAAGGAGGGGAUUCCCCCUGACCAGCAGCGCCUGAUUUUCGCCGGCAAGCAGCUCGAGGAUGGCCGCACUCUGGCUGACUACAACAUCCAGAAGGAGUCGACGCUUCACCUGGUGCUUCGCCUUCGUGGUGGUAUGCAGAUUUUCGUGAAGACCCUCACGGGAAAGACCAUCACGCUCGAGGUUGAGAGCAGCGACACCAUUGACAACGUCAAGGCUAAGAUUCAGGACAAGGAGGGUAUCCCCCCUGACCAGCAGCGUCUGAUUUUCGCAGGCAAGCAGCUCGAGGAUGGUCGCACUUUGGCUGAUUACAACAUCCAGAAGGAGUCCACCCUCCAUCUGGUGCUUCGCCUCCGUGGUGGUCAGUAG
Molecule: messenger RNA, 2952 nt
Organism: Closterium sp. NIES-65
Lineage: Eukaryota; Viridiplantae; Streptophyta; Zygnematophyceae; Desmidiales; Closteriaceae
Source: the annotation of a GenBank genome assembly